Messenger RNA from Echinops telfairi (small Madagascar hedgehog), 4285 nucleotides. RefSeq names its product calpastatin (gene CAST). Bases 16 to 2289 code for a protein of 757 amino acids. Gene Ontology annotation, cellular component: cytoplasm. The transcript has 31 exons. Lineage: Eukaryota; Metazoa; Chordata; Mammalia; Afrosoricida; Tenrecidae. Gene Ontology annotation, molecular function: calcium-dependent cysteine-type endopeptidase inhibitor activity. The record is from RefSeq and is a predicted model, not a curated record.
GGCUCGGUUCUCGCCAUGGCAUUCGCAAGCUGGUGGUACAAGACGCAUGCCAGUGAGAAAACAAGUGGAUCACCGUCGUCGAAAGCAGGAGAAAAGAAAGCAGAUGAGAAAAAAGCAUCAAGUUUUGGGAGCAGUCAAGCCUCCAGAAUGCACACUAGUGGAGCAACCCCUUCCAGCAAGGUAUCAGCCUUCUCUGCUGCAACCAGUAAGCCUACCAGUAUGAAUCCCAAAGAAGCCAAGAUAGAAGGACCACUUUCUCCCAACAAGAAAAGACAAAGAAAGCAGGCUGUAAAAACUGAACCUGAGAAGGCACAAUUAACUAAGCCCAAGAGCUUGCCCAAGCAUGCCUCAGAUAAAGGAAGCGAGCAUGCUCAUAGUGAAAAAGCAGCUUCCAGAUCAAGCGAGCAGCCGACAAAAGAGAAAGCAACAGAGGCAAAGACUAAACCACAGGACACUGCUUCUGCGAGUGGAAAGACCAUUGUUGCUGGUGUCGCUGGAGCUGCUGGCAAACCAGAUGACAAGAAAAAAGAAAAGAAAUCACUCGCGCCAGCCGUACCAGUUGAAUCCAAGCCGAGUAAGCCGCCCGCCAAGUCAGGCAUGGAUGCCGCAUUGGAUGACUUAAUAGACACUUUGGGCGAGCCUGAAGAAACUGAAGAGAAUAAUACUAUCUACACUGGACCAGAAGUUUCGGAUCCAAUGAGUUCCAGAUACAUAGAAGAAUUGGGGAAAAGAGAGGUUACAAUUCCUCCAAAGUACAGGGAACUUUUGGCUAAAACUGAAGGAUUCAAGCCUCCUGCAGACUCUGGGAAACCCAUGGGGCCCGAAGAUGCCAUAGACGCCCUGUCAUCCGACUUCACCUGCAGCUCCCCUACCGCUGGUGGGAAAACGGCUGAGAAAGAGGAACCCACAGGAGAGGUUUUGAAAGCACAAUCAGCCGGGGUAAUCAAAAGUGCUGCUCCGCCCCACGAGAAGAAGAGAAAGGUGGAGGAGGAUACAAUGAGCGAUCAAGCACUUGAUGCCCUUUCUGCUUCGCUGGGAACCCGGAAAUCAGAGCCCGAGCUCGACCUAGGUGCCCUUAAGGAAGUUGAGGAGGCAAAAGCCAGAGAGGAAAAACUAAAGAAGUGUGGCGAAGAUGAAGAAACCGUUCCAUCUGAGUUCAGACUGAAACCAGCCACGGACAAGGAUGGAAAACCACUAUUGCCAGAGCCUGAAGAAAAAGCAAAGCUCCUGAGUGAAUCAGAACUUAUUGCUGAACUUUCUGAAGACUUUGAGCCCUCUAAAAGUAAAGAAAAACCACCCGCACCAAUGAAAAAAGUAGAAGAAGCUAAAGACCCCGCCCCAGCUCCUGUGGGAGAGACUGUGCCUCGGGCCUCCAUGUGCACUAUUCAGUCAGCACCAGCCAAGCCAGCUCCCUUGAAGGGUGCGGUGCCAGACGCUGCUGUGGACGCCUUGGCUGGUAGCCUGGGGAAGAGGGAAGCUGUUCCCGAAGAUGGAAAGCCUGUGGUGGAUAAAGUCAAGGAGAAGGCCAAAGAAGAAGACCAGGAAAAGCUUGGUGAGAAGGAAGAAACCAUCCCCCCUGAUUACCGAUUAGAAGAGACCAAGGAUAAAGAUGGAAAACCACUGCUGCCAAAAGAACCCCAGCCACAGCUCCCCCCCAUGAAUGAAGACCUCCUUCUCGAUGCCUUGUCUGAAGACUUCUCCGGUCCCCAAGACACAUCAUCUCUUAAGAUAGAUGAUGCCAAACUUUCCGCUGUCAUCACCGAAGUGGUCUCCCGAACCCCUGCGCCAACCACCCACUCGGCGGGCUCACCCCCUCAGGGGCCCCCGCAGGGUGACAACAAAGACCUCGAUGAUGCCCUGGAUCAACUUUCUGACAGCCUGGGACAGAGACAGCCCGACCCAGAUGAGAACAAACCAAUGGAGGAUAAAGUAAAGGAAAGAGCUCAGGCGGAGCAUAGAGACAAGCUGGGAGAGAGAGAUGACACGAUCCCACCGGAAUACCGCCACCUCCUGGACAACGAUGAUCAGGGCAAACCAGGGAAGCCAUCGAAAAAAAAAUCAAAGGAGGCAAAGAAACCUGCAGAUGACCAAGACCCCAUUGACGCCCUCUCCAAAGAACUGGACAGCUGCCCCUCGACUGCAGACACCUCAAAGAAAGCAGCAAAGGACAAAGGCAAGAAGACUGAUUCUGGCAGCAGAGCACCCAAGAGUGGGGGUAAAUCAAAGGAGUCAGAAAAGGCAAAGGAGGAAGCUUCCAAGCCAAAAGCGGAUGAAAGAAAUGCAAGUUAAAGCUCACAGUACUGGGUACCUGCACAAAAAAUAUUCAGCUGGUGGAUGGUGACUUUUGAAGAACAAAAAGGCUUUGGCAACAGACAACUUCUUCUGGGUGGUUUCUAGUGUGUAUUUGUUGAGUCUUUGGACAUCUCAAACAUUGGUUUGUUAUUCUUUUCCAGGAAAGAAAUUGAAUGUGUCUGGCUAACCUGUGUUAUUAUACUGUGGAUUGAUAAACUUUGAACUUUUUAAAAAUUGCCUUCAGUCCGGAGAGAAAGAGAGCUUUAUAUUUGUAAGAAAUAUAUUUGAUAAUGUUUCUUAAAGCAAUGCAUACCCAAAAAAAAGCCUUUGCAAACUUUUGCACAUUCUACACACAGUGCCUGUAAAUCUCAUUAGUAUUGCACUUUUGUCUUUGUUUUAAGCAUUCAGAGAACAUUGCAUUGAACUUUUCUCAACAUACUCAUUUCUCAUCGCCCCUCUCCUCCAGGGCUCCCGAGUUCUGGGUGCCGUGUCUGGGUUACUGUUGAGAAGAGCGUGUACACUGGGCACGGCUCUCUGCUAGGGCGGCUCAUCAUAACUUCGUAGUAGAGAGCCGGGCAGACCAGUGAGCACUGCGCUCUCCCUCACCAGGGCUCAGGACUGCAGCACCUUCUAGUCAGCACAAAGCCCGCUGGGACUUGAAUCAAGUCCUCCGAAGAGCGAAGUGCAGACCAGAUAAGUCACUGCACAGCAGGUUCCAAGGUUAAGAAAUAAAACCAAAGACGUCGGAUGUCCGUAUGGCUUGGGUGCUGUUGUUUCCUGCGGGAUUUAGCUCUGCUUUCUGUUCUCCGCACACCGUUUGUUUAGAACCACCGCCACCUUAGUUAAGUGCAUUGGGAUAGCAUCUGGCUGUAUGGGAUUUAAGGUCAACCAAAAAAAAAAAAAAUCAAAAAGUUUCCAUCUGUUUUUCCCCCACAGCCAUUUAAGAACUAGACUCUGAUAUCCUCCAACUUUGAAUGGUUUGUUAGCUCCUUCAGUAAUGAAGUUUCUGAGCGUAACACUGAUCUCAUUGAUGGAAUUUUGAUAGAUAUUUAAUUACACCUCUAAUUCCUGGUAAUAAAUGUGUCCAGAGAGCCUCACCUUUCUUGGCAUCUAUUUAAAACUUUUACUUAUUAGAGCUUAGCUGACACCACAAAAAAUAAGUUAUGUCACCAAUACUGUCUCUUGCAGGAGGGGCUAAGCACAGUAACAACUUUGCUGAGAAAGGUGGUCAAGUCUUGCUAAUGCUCCCUAAAAUUAGUCUAAAAACCAUGCACGCCGCCCAUGGGAUUUGAAGCUCUGCAAGAAAGCUGUUUCUUUUUUCCACCAGAGAGAGAGAGAGAGAGGGGAGAGUCACUAUUUUGUUCUGCGUCCGGGAGCUAUGAGGCAGGUUUAUGAUAGCUAAGUGGACUUCUCAAGCACUAACAAGAAAAUAAACUCUUUCUGAAGGGACUUUACCUAAGCAUUUGAUUUUCCCUUUGGGCAGUAAAACUGUUCGCUUUUAUUUUUAAGUUUUGUUUUAACAAAAAGAUUUAGAUCCCUUCUACACUGUAUGCUGUAUAUGCAAGCCCGUGGCUGAAGUGUGCCUAAUUGCCGGGCAUAUAUCGAGUUAUGUUUAAGUGACACACCAAAAACCCAGAGUUAAGAAACAUAUUUGCAGCACUUGAAUGUGCCUCCUUGUGACUGAGAAACGCCUUCGAGACUUCGGUGUUUGCUAGUAGUUAUGACUUGAAGAAAGGGCAGGAGUUUAGUCAGCCGUUUUCAGCCAUCUGAUUGGAAGGAAAUGACUGCAGGUAUCUGCCCAAAGAGCGAAAUCCGGUAGCUUUGUAUUCCCCAAACGGGCCUGCACACAGUCGUGGCAAUUCUGUAUCUCUUCAGAAAGUGGACUCUGUCCCUGACAGAUAGCUUCCGCAGAUGGCCCAGACUAAGGAUCAAGAUUUUCAUGUUUCAGUAAUCGAGAUGCAAAAUACAAUUAAAGCAAACUAUUUUAUAUUAA